AAAUAUUGAUCUUAGAACUCUAAUACUGAAUAAUAUUUCAGUGAAAAACUGUGUUAAGACUAAAUAUGAUGGAAUACGAUUUAGCAAGAAUUGAUUAUAUACUUUGUGGUAUUACCUAUCCUGGCACUCUCAAAAUUCUGCCUAAUCCUGGUCACAAAACCCAGCAGAAGUUUGCCGUCGGAGAUAAGAACGGUGUUUUACAAUGUCUUUGUAUAAAAGACGAAGAACCAAUUGUACAGUUUAAAACAUUACCAGGGAAACCAAUUACGUCAAUACAAGUCGCAUCGACAAAUGGUAAUCAUAUAGAUAAAAUUUUUGCAGCAUCUGGCCAUGAAGUAAAAGGUUACACACGGAAAGGCAAAGUAUUUCUUACAAUCGAAACCUCAGUAUCAGAAACAAUAACAUCGAUGUGCAUUUUGAAUAGUGAUUUGGUACUAUGCAGCGGACGGACGGUUACUUUCUACCGCGACUUGAGAGAGAUUUACACUUACGCUUGCGAGGAUCGAGUGUUAGACAUUGCCGCCUUUUCUACGCCAAAUAGCACUCGUGUCCGUCUGCUGGUACUGGUUGGCAACAAGGGCGCUGCGGUGGUAGAGAAUGGAGAGCUCCUAGCGCGGACGCAGAUACCAUCAGGGCCAACUCGUCUCAUCGUACCUCCUGCACACCGCACGGCGGAACUUGCCGUGUUCUACGGUGCCUCUGAUGGCUCUAUAGGACUCAUUCAAUACGAGACGGAUCUAUCGAGCACAUGCCUGGUGGAAGGCGGCGGGCUGGGCGCGGUGGUGUGCGUUGGUUGGUACUUUAGCAACGGUGCUCACUUGGCGGUCGGUCGGCACGACGGCUCCGUGCAGCUCUACCUAGUUGACUUGGACAAUGUAAAUGAGAAGCCACGGUUAAAGUUUACUUAUUUUUGCGGUGAGCCAAUAACAUCAGUUUGUGGUGGUAGUGUGGGCACAGAGGAAACCGAACUAUUGGUCUCCACAUUCUCUGGCAGAGUGUUUGCUUUACGCUCCCAGCGCCUGAUCUCUGGAGGGGUGGCGUUGAACAACAUGACUCCUGAAGCUCUAGCUUCAAGAAGAAAUAAACUCGAGUUAGAAGUGGCGCGGUUGGAAAAACAAACAGCUGCUGAACGAGAAAAAUACCAACGAAAUACACGUUCUUUAAAUGCCGGGAUGUCAACACCACCGCUCUUGGAAAUUCAAUAUGAGUUAACAGGUGCGAUGCUAAAUGGUUGGCAAGAAGUGGUUAUCACUGCUGGCGUUCCUUUGGAUAUGCUUUUUAUUUAUUGCAAUAAAAAGCUUGAAGUACAAACUGACAGUGCUGCGGUUUUAAGCGUUUGCCCUCCGCAGGGCAAGGCAUCAGAAAUCCUCGCAACUGUGAGAUGUCAAGCAGGUACGAGACGUAUUUGGCUACAAAUGCGGGCAGCCGUUGAUUGUGGUCCUGAGAUAACUGAAGGUACACAAGUACUGGUAUACGUGCUGCCCGCCGGCGCGCCCAGGAUAGCUAGGCUCAUCAAACUGUCAUUGCCUGCCUUACCGCAAUACUCACAGCACGUAGACCCAGACCGUGCAGAUGACAGAGUCUGGUGUGAAUUGAGUUUGUCGGGCGGGUUUUCCGUGGCUGAAAUGACGUCAUGGCUCAGCGAGGCGCUGCCCGGUGAGCUGCCGAGACCUGCGGUCAACAUUACCUUCGCCAGGGAGCAUUGUCUCUUGAAGACAAUCCUUAUUUGUCGAUAUCAACGAGGUGCCGCCAUAAUGAAAUCCGACAAUGUAUCAACGAUCGCCACCUUAAAAGAUCUUUUGUCUUAUUGUUCUUUAAAGAGAGCGAUUCGUGUCGAUAUAUCAUGCGAUAUCCCGGAAAUGUGUUGUCCAAUGUUAUUUAAAAGUAUCAAAGAUCGAUUUCUAUCGGAAUAUCAGAGAAAGAAAGAAUUUCAUUUAAAAGAAGCUAUUGGUGCCCUUGAUUUAGAUAUAAAUACCAUUAACAACGAAUCUGAACCCAUUCUCUGUGAGGAAUACCUACGAGUAUGGAAAUCGGCGGAUGAUACAAAAAAUAAAUUGUUCUUCAAUGAUUUAGUCGCUACAGUGGAUCAAUGGUAUUCCGACUGGUGCAAAUUAUCUUUAUACGGUCGUGAUAACAGCAGCCAGAAGAUACAACUGAAGACAGCACUGCAAGAGUGUCAAGUGAAUGACAUUGAAAGCAUUCUGACGCAUAAUGAUUUACAAAUUGAUUCUAAUAUGUAA
Molecule: messenger RNA, 2240 nt
Organism: Papilio machaon (common yellow swallowtail)
Lineage: Eukaryota; Metazoa; Arthropoda; Insecta; Lepidoptera; Papilionidae
Product: Bardet-Biedl syndrome 7 protein homolog
Exons: 15
Coding region: 66-2240 (724 amino acids)
Biological process (GO): intracellular transport; cilium assembly; intracellular protein localization
Cellular component (GO): ciliary basal body; BBSome; axoneme
Molecular function (GO): protein binding
Source: RefSeq, a predicted model, not a curated record